Messenger RNA from Theobroma cacao (cacao), 2252 nucleotides. RefSeq names its product glutamate receptor 3.2-like. The record is from RefSeq and is a predicted model, not a curated record. Lineage: Eukaryota; Viridiplantae; Streptophyta; Magnoliopsida; Malvales; Malvaceae. Gene Ontology annotation, cellular component: membrane. Gene Ontology annotation, molecular function: ligand-gated monoatomic ion channel activity.
AAAGAAGAGAAAAUCUUUCGCUAGCUGGAGCCUGGAGGCAUGAAGAAAUGGAUAACAAUUUUGUCUACGCUCUUGGUCACUCCUUUACUGUUGUUAUCGUCGUUAGAUUGCACUGAGGGAAGAGAUGAAGAUGUCUUUGGGUCUGUAGGUUUCAGGGCUCAAUCCAACAGAGAAAAGAAAGCUUCCGUGAAGAUGGGCAGGGCUGAACAGGUAGUUUGCAGCAUAAGUACCAGGCCAGGUCAGAUGGUUUUAAUGUUCAAACUUUUGCACGGGAAUUCUACUCUGGUGGAACUGGCAGAUUGCAGUGAGGUUAGAACUGAAGACCAUGGGGAUGAGAAAGGCAUUGAGAAGAUACAGAUACUGGGUUCUGUACCCUUAAUUCCAGAUAGACCUCAAAUCCAAUUAUCCUUCUUCGACUGGCAUGGGAAUAUUACUCCCACAAAACUGAAUGACUAUUAUUUGACUACCAUCAACGGUUUAAAUCACGAUGCCUUGGUCAGUUUUUGCACAUUAACAAGUUAUGAAGCUAAACUGAAAUGGGGUCAGUUUACCAGGAAAACAAGAGCAACAAUAUUUUGUGGUCUACGUGAAAUAUCUCGGGUAAUACCGGAAAGAGUUCCUCAAUCGACUUACAUGACCCAUUGCAUAUAUAAAACUAUUCAGGAAAUCGUGAAACUCAUCAGCUUCUACCAGUGGGGAAAAUCUUCCUCCACCUACGUAAUUAGUGGUUUAGACAUCGCUACCCUCGAAUUAACAAGUCACCCAAGGAAGACAAUUAGUAGGCAAUUUCAAAUGACUGCCACUAUAUCAUUUUCAACGUCUCUACAGCAUACAAGAGUUUUAACUGUUGCGGUAUUAGUAGGAUCAACUUUCAAGCAGUUUGCAAACGUAAGUCAAGACGACGACAACAAGGAACCACAGCUGAAAGGAUUGUCCAUCGAUGUUUUUAAAGCAACCGUUGCGGUUCUGCCCAACCGUUUCACUUACAAACUGGUUCCAUUUUAUCGCUCUUGUGAUCAAUUGUUAAAGGAAGUUGCUCGCAAGGCUUUUCAUGCAGCUCUUGGCGGUAUAGUAAUUACAGCAGAAAGGUCCCAUCUUGUAGAAUUCUCACAGCCUUAUGCCAAACUAGGAUUGGUGAUGGUGGUCAAGAAAAAAAACAAUGAAUUGAAGGAUAUGUUCUGGUUCAUGAGCCCCUUAACUCGAGAGAUGUGGCUUAUAAUGGCAGCUAUGACUGUCCUCACUGGUUUUGUUAUCCGAGUAAUUGAACAUAGAACCUGCAACGAAAUGCCUUCUAGACAUGUUGAAGCUGUCGUCUGCUUCCCUUUUGCUUUCCUCCUCAAUGAAUAUAGACCCAGGAACAAAUUGUCUUUUUAUGUGCUGGUUCCAUGGCUAAUUCUUAUCCUGAUUGUCACGACGACCUUUACCGCAAGCCUUAGUUCUAUGGUAGCAAGUUCACAAGCUGACGAGCCAUCUCACUUGAAUGCUGAUUCACUCAGAAAGACAAAUGCAGCUAUUGCUACUGAUGGAAAUUCUUUUACCGUCACAUAUUUAGUGAAAAGUUUGGGAUUCAAGCGAAAGAAUAUAAGAAAGAUGGCUUCAGUUGAUGACUGUGCCAACGCUUUAUCAAGUGGAAAUGUAAAGGCUGCAUUCUUAUUAAUGCCUGACGCCAAUGUUUUCCUUGCAAGAUACUGCUGCGCCUUUGCAAAGUCGGGACCUGCCUACAAUCUAGGCAGUUUUGGAUUUGUGUUCCCAAGGGGUUCUCCAUUGGCUGCAGAUAUGUCAGAGGCGAUUCUUAAUCUGAAGGAGGCAGGGGAAUUGCAGCAAAUGGAGGAAGAUACGCUAUCCAUUUCAAAUUGUUCAAGUUCAACAUCUGAUGAAACUUUUCCCCAAGGAAUUGGGCCUGGGGUCUUUUCAGGUUUGUUCAUUCUAUCAGGAGGUGCUUCAGCAACUGCAUUGGCAAUUACAGUCAUUCGUUUAUUGAAAAGACGUUGGGAGAGCUGCAUUCAGAGAAUGUUGAUGGGUAGGGGGCUUUUGGUGUGGUUGACAAUUCUCUUCUCUCCUAAUAAUCAGACAACAAAUGAGCUCCGACUUGCAAGAAUAAGUUCCAAUCAGUAAAUAUAUAUAUAUAUAUACAACUCCUGGUACAUUAUCAUGUGGGUUAAGUCAUCAAAUUAGCAGGCAAAAAAAUGUCAGGGAAUUUCCAGCAUCUGUAAUCUGAUAAUUAUUAGCAUGAAUCUUACUGCCAUAUGCUA